Dinoponera quadriceps is the source of this 2199-nucleotide messenger RNA. It is a transcript of the gene Ns4, whose product is annotated as guanine nucleotide-binding protein-like 1. The coding region runs from base 393 to 2129 and encodes 578 amino acids. The transcript is spliced from 5 exons. The record is from RefSeq and is a predicted model, not a curated record. Lineage: Eukaryota; Metazoa; Arthropoda; Insecta; Hymenoptera; Formicidae. Gene Ontology annotation, molecular function: GTPase activity; GTP binding.
AGAGGAUCGUAACGUACCACGUGCGCGCGAGGACACGUGACUGUUCAUUGCGUGCAGUGUGCCUUCGACCGCCGAUCAGAUGGUCGUUUACGUUUACUCACAGCUGCUACAGUUCCACUGAGUGCCUUGACAACGGCUUCGUCGGAUGGACACAUACACACAUAUAUAUAUGUAAUAUGUAUACACACUGACGCCACGCGAGUAACAUAUAUAUAUACAUAUAUAUACGAACUAACUAACGCCAGCGCCGACUCUCCGAGAGAUCGAGCAGCACAAAUGAUAAAUUUGAAAUAACGUAGUACGUGAGGUGGGAGUCUCGCGAUUGACACUCCGGUGUCUGCGAAAAGUAACGGGAGAGAUUCUUUUCCGAGUGACAACGAGAUAACAGGAACAUGCCUCAGGGAAGGAGAAAAACUCCGUUCAGCGGCAAAGCCAAGAAGCAGCAGAUGCAGGCUAAAAAGCAGCGGCAACAUCGACAAGUCUUACUUGCAAACCAAGAUUCCGAUGACGAUGAGUGCUCCAGCAAUGCAAGCAAUAUGGAGCAUGAGAGGGAGGUGCAGAAAAUAAAUAAGCAACCAAAGGAUAAUGGCAAGUCGUCCAGAAAUAGGUAUACGUUACAAUUUUUUCAAGAGAGCAGAGAGGAGCUGCGAAAGCGCAAGGAACAAGCCUUAGGAAGCGUCGAACCUGUGAGCCUCAAGGAUCAGGAAGUCUCUGACAAUUAUUUUCCACCUGAAAUCGACAUGCCUAAGCGGCCACCGUGGGACUUUAAUAUGACAAAGGAUCAAUUAGAGAUGAGAGAACAGAAGUACUUUAGAGAAUAUUUAAACAGUGUGGGAGAAUUAGGCGAGUUUAGUUAUUUCGAAUUGAAUCUGGAGACUUGGCGGCAGUUGUGGAGGGUUCUAGAGAUGUCAGAUAUUCUGCUGAUUAUCGUUGACAUCCGGUAUCCUGUCCUGAUGUUUCCUCCUUAUUUGUACGAUUACGUGACGAACAAACUGCAGAAAGACAUGAUCCUGGUGUUGAAUAAGGUCGACCUGGCGCCGCCGGCCUUGGUGGUGGCUUGGAAGGAGUACUUCCACAGUCAGUACCCAAAACUGCACGUCUUAAUGUUCACGUCGUAUCCCACUUACAAUCUCCGCGGCAACACGGACAACGACGAAGGUAUAAAGAGGAGACGCCGGAGAGGAAAGUUAAAGAUGGCAGCGGAAGGAGCGCAGAAGUUGUUGGAGGCUUGCAAGGAUAUCGUCGCGGACAAAGUCGACUUGAGUUCCUGGCACGACAAGAUCCAGGAGGAGAUGCACUCGGAGUACGAUUUAGACGACAUAGAUCGCAAGGAUAACGUGACGAUCGAGAAGGAGGAUACUACUUACUUCCAGCAUGAGAAGUACAAGAACGGCGUCUUGACCAUCGGAUGCAUCGGGACGCCGAAUGUCGGGAAGUCGUCGUUAAUGAACGCGCUGAUGGGCAAGAAAGUCGUGAGCGUGUCUCGCACGCCCGGCCACACCAAGCACUUCCAGACCAUUUAUCUCACAAAGACCGUGUGUCUGUGCGAUUGUCCCGGCUUGGUAUUUCCCUCGGUGGUGCCCAAACAGUUGCAGAUACUGAUGGGCUCGUUCCCGAUCGCUCAGGUCAGAGAACCGUACACCACCGUGAAGUUUUUAGCCGAGAGAGUAAAUCUGCCGAAGCUGUUGAGGAUUCCACAUCCGGAGAACGACGACACGUGGUCGGCUAUGGACAUCUGCGACGGUUGGGCCAUGAAGAGGAGCUUCACGACUGCUCGGGCGGCCAGAUUGGACACUUACAGAGCCGCGAAUUCGCUGUUGCGGCUAGCACUAGAGGGAAAGAUUUGCUUGUACAUAUAUCCGCCGAACUGGACCGCUCAGAAAGAAAAAUGGGAAAGUCAUGCGGACGUUGAGACGGUGAGGUGGAUCCAAGCCAGGAAUCAAGCGAUGGAUGAUUGCGACACACCGACUACGUACAUGUCCUCGGAGGAGGACGAAGAAGAAAUAUACAACGACAAAAAGGGACAUAAAAAAGCCAUCGGAGACGUGGUGAACUCCACCGGGCCGUCCAAUGAGGAACAUGAUAUACCGCCCGUAGCUAAUAAGUUCGCAGCGCUGUCUACAGAUUGAAAAGAAAAAAGAAGUUUGAACAAGACUAUGUUGAUAAGUUAACUAAUAACUAAUUGAUAAAUUAAAUAAA